CCGGAAGUGACGUCGACAGCUCACGCGCCUCAGCUGAUUGGCCAGUAAAUCCGUGGCCUGAGAGCGACGCACAGCAUCGGGCUGAUAUCUCGGCACCCGUCGACGGAGCCAAUGCGGCGACAAACGGCAAAAAUUCAAGGUCCGAACGCUCUGUGGUGGCAGUGGACUCAACUCACACCACAACAAGCAGCAGUUUGCCAGGUGAGAGCCAAGACAGACGUGAGGCCCAGACUGUAAUGUAGAACCUCCUGAGAUGUCCAGCAAGCCUCUUACCGCCUUCAUCACUGCUGAGGAAGAAGCAUGAAUCUGCGCUCUGUCCGACGUGAUUCAAAUACUGGUGAGCCAAUGUGUUAGGACCACUCCUCACCAAGUGUACAUAGCCCAUGUUCACGCAUGACAUCAUGGGAAGUUCCCCCGAGGUGCUCUCAUGGACUUCCUGCCCCAGUAUGCUGGUGGGCAAGCUGAAGGAGGAGCUCAAACACAGUGUAGUUGGGGACUCCAUGAAGAAAUCUAAUGCACCAAACUCUCAAACGCAGCCUCCAUCGGCCCCUCCUUCGUUUUUACCCCCUCAGAUAAUCGCGGACCUGGCCCCACCCACGCACCUGCCCGUGCCCCUGCAGCUGCUGCGCCCGCCCAGCCAGGACGAGGAGACAGCGCUGGGGGGUUUGAGUCCCCAAAACAUGGCCUUGAGCGUAGACUCCACGCGGAGUGGCGGCGGCCACUUUGACAACAGUGUCCUGCAGCUGCAGGAACACGACCACGAGGAACCAGUCUCGCCGGCCUCCUGCGAGCACGGGGGCUGCAGGAGCGGAAUGGAGGAGCAAACCGGAGACGGGGAAUGUCAUGUGGACCACAAUGGAGAGGGGAGGCAAGGUCACCUGCAUCACCCCGACGACAUCAAGCUGCACUUCCACAGAGCAGGGCCCGGGUCGGGUGGCUUCCUGGAGGGGCUUUUCGGCUGUCUCCGACCGGUUUGGAACAUUAUAGGAAAGACGUACUCCACAGAAUACAAGCUACAACAACAAGACAUGUGGGAGGUUCCAUUUGAGGAAAUCUCCGAGUUGCAGUGGCUGGGCAGCGGUGCUCAGGGAGCCGUCUUCCUGGGCAAAUUCCGCUCUGAGGAGGUGGCCAUCAAGAAGGUGCGCGAGCAGAAGGAGACGGACAUUAAGCACCUGCGAAAACUCAAGCAUCCCAACAUCAUCAGCUUCAAGGGGGUGUGCACUCAGGCGCCUUGUUACUGCAUCAUCAUGGAGUACUGUGCUCAAGGCCAGCUCUACGAGGUGUUGAGGGCAGGACGGAAAGUGACCCCAAGGCUGCUGGUGGACUGGGCCUCAGGCAUCGCCAGUGGCAUGAACUACCUGCACCUCCACAAGAUCAUCCACAGGGAUCUCAAAUCUCCCAACGUUUUGGUCACUCACAACGACUCUGUGAAGAUAUCUGACUUUGGAACGUCGAAAGAGCUCAGUGACAAAAGUACAAAGAUGUCAUUCGCUGGUACGGUGGCCUGGAUGGCGCCAGAAGUGAUUCGAAAUGAGCCAGUGUCGGAAAAAGUGGACAUUUGGUCAUUUGGAGUUGUCUUAUGGGAACUGCUGACUGGAGAAAUUCCCUACAAAGAUGUCGACUCUUCCGCUAUUAUCUGGGGCGUUGGCAGCAACAGUCUUCACCUCCCUGUGCCCUCCACCUGCCCGGAUGGCUUCAAAAUCCUGAUGAAACAAACAUGGCAAGGCAAGCCCAGAAACAGACCGUCGUUCCGUCAGAUCCUCCUACACCUCGACAUUGCCUCGGCUGAUGUUCUGGGAGCUCCUCAGGAGACCUACUUCAAGUCUCAGGCUGAAUGGAGGGAGGAAGUGAAGAAACAUUUCGAGAAGAUCAAAAGUGAGGGCACGUGCAUUCACAGGUUGGACGAAGAGCUGAUCAGACGCAGGCGGGACGAACUCAGGCAUGCGUUGGACAUCCGGGAACACUACGAAAGGAAGCUGGAGAGAGCCAACAACCUCUACAUGGAGCUCAGUGCCAUCAUGCUGCAGCUGGAGGUCCGAGAAAAAGACCUAAUGAAGAGAGAGCAAGCUGUGGAGAAGAAGUACCCCGGGACCUACAAGCGCCACCUCGUAAGACCCAUUGUCCGGUCCAAUGCUGUAGAAAAGCUAAUAAAGAAGAAAGGGAGCAUUUCUCACAAACCUGGGAUGCCCACCGCCAAAAGGCCAGACUUGCUGCGUUCUGACGGUAUCUCCAGCGUGGACCCCCUGCCGUCCCCGUCACCACUGUCCGCCAGCCCAAAGGUGUCCACGCCUCCUGGCAAAGCCCGCUACCGAAGCAAGCCCCGCCAUCGCCGCGCCAACAGUAAAGGAAGCCAUAGCGAGUUCCUCGGGGUGCUGAAAUCGACCGCAGGAGUGCCGGAAGACGCCCAGUCACUACAGGAGCAACCUCCCCGCCACCAUCUUCACCACCUCCCCCUGCCAACCUGCGGACCCACACUCCCGUUGAAGGGCCGCGAAGAGGCCGUUGUAAACUGUGCCAAUAACCUGCGUUAUUUUGGCCCCGCCGCCGCCCUCCGUAGCCCUCAGACUGAUCACCUGCAGAGGCGGGUUUCGGGUUCCAGCCCCGACCUCAUCUCCACGGCGAUGGAUGCAGACACACGUCAGCGGACCUCAUCCACCAGCUCCAAUCCCCUCCCCGGUGCCGGUCCUGGCUGUCCCUGCUGCCAGACUCACCCUCUCCCUGGAUGCGUUCAAUGUCAGGAUACCACUCCUGCAUCCAUCCAGCCAGAGUUGCCCAGCUUUUCACUGCUCAGUAUUCAAGAGGGAAGCCGGUCGACUUUGAGGGCUCCCAACAAAGAUCCCGGUUCUAAUGGGGAGGUCUCGAAGAAGCCCGAGCCUCAAGAACAGGAGGCCUUUCAAAACAAACACACCCUUCCUAAUGCACUUCCCCGUACACUCAGACCUCUGAGGAAGGGUGGAGAUGAGUCGUCUGAAGAGGAAGAAGGAGAGGUGGAUAGUGAAGUGGAGUUUCCAAGGAGACAGAGACCUCAUCGCUGUAUGAGCAGCUUCCAGUCGUACUCCACGUUCAGCUCGGAGAACUUGUCCGUGUCCGACGGCGAGGAGGGAAACACGAGCGACCACUCCCACAGCGGGCCCCUGGAGAGGCUGAGCGCCAGCCAGGAGGAGCACCUGGACGAGCUCCUGUCGCACACGCCGGACAUCCCAAUCGACAUCAUCACCCAGUCCGACGGCUUGUCUGACAAGGAGUGUGCCGUCCGCAGGGUCAAGACCCAGAUCUCCUUGGGAAAACUGUGCUCGGAUGAACACAGCUACGAGAAUCCUCUCCAGUUUGGGGACUCAGAUUGCGAAUCAUCCGAAGCCGAGUGCUCAGAUGCCACCAUCCGAAACAACAAAGGGGCCCCUUCCUCGUGGUGAACGCUUACCAGGCACUUGUCUUCUUUUUUUUUGCUUUAUUGUUUUGUUUUGUUUUUGUUUUGUUUUUUGCCUGGAACCAAUAGUGUCCCACAGGGUCCUGCAGAGAAUACAGCAAUAAGAGGACAAUGAUGUCAAAAAAAAAAUAUAUAUAUAUAUAUAUAUAGCAAUCUCUCUCAGAAUCCGCCCUCCUCCUUUUACCAGGCCUUCAUUCCCUUAUCUUCAGCACAGCAUCCAGGCAACCCAUAGCAGGAAUUCCCUUUUAGAAUGAACAUGUACAUUAGAUUCAUAGUUUAUUUUUUAAUUCUGAAGGACAAUUCAGGACAUCGGAGUGGAGAAAAAGACUCCUAAUAAAGCCUAUUUUGCAAUUUACGUGCUAACGGUUAACGGCGGUGAGUGAGAUGAAGACACGGGUGGUGAAGAGUGAGGUGGACGCAUGGAAGCAUGAUUGGUUUUAAUUCUGACAGCGAGCGGUGGGGAUUUCCAUCAUUGUUUAUCUCUCAGGUGACCCAGAUGUGGAGCUCCAUGCCUUCAUCUGGCUGUAGUCACUGUCUUCAUUUUUGGGGGGUUUUCAUAGCAAAAUCCCCAAAUCAGCACGCGGCACCAUCUAGUGCAGUGUUUCCCAACCUUUAUUGAGCCAAGGCACAUACUAUACAUUCGAAAAAUCUCACACCUUCUCACAGGGCUUUUCCACACCAUGACAACGAGGCGCUCUAAAGCGACCACGCCAGCUCCAAGCCUCAGCCAACACACUAGCUGUCAAGUCCGACUUAUUUAUUUAUUUUUUUUCCCCCUCCACUUGCUAUUCCGCCUUUCUCUGCGUGACGUGCGUGCACUCACAGCUGACAAUGAGGCGCUCUAAAGCAGCCACACCAGUGGACUAGCCGAAGGGCGGAUGCAUUUCCGGGAUGUAGGCAUAGCAACAUGGCUAACUGCAUGUCAUAGUUAUUUUAUUUUUUGUAAUCAUUUUUUGUUUAACCAGGUAAUGCAUUUGAGAAAAAAAGAUUCUCACUUGCAAUGCCGACCUGGAGGCAAUUUAGGUUUCCGUGUCUUGCCCAAGGACACUUCAACACUGAACCCUUCGGUCACUGGACGACCCACUCUACCAAUUAAGCCAUUGCCACUGAUGCGACGGAAAGGUGCUCCAGUUCUUAUAUCGUGUACUACAGUAUAGCGCCCAAAAAUCAGGAAAACUUAAAUUGUGAGAAAAUAACGGUAUAUGGCCACAGCUGAGCACUACAUAGUUCUGUCUUUGCACGUUUUCAGCAAUUAUCUUCAAACAUGUAUCAUGUAUUUAGAAACAAAAAUGUCUGUAUUCACUUUUCAGGGUCUUGAAGUGAAAUUGGGUGAUUUUCCGCAGCAUACGUGAUGAUGUCUCACGACCACAAUGGUUGGGAAUCACUGCUCUAGUGCAGGGGUAGGGAAUUUUUUUCUUAUCAGGGGCCAAAGACCAUACGAAAUUUCUGAAAAGACGUGACAGCAAUGCGUCAUACAAAUGUUAACCAUAUAUCCAGAAAAAAAAAUGGGGGCUUCCUCUGAGGUUUUAUCAGGCCAGAAAAACUGCUCUCGCUGGCCAUAUAUGUGCAUGUACGGUUUCCCCCGCUCCCGCCCAAGCAGCAAAAUAUCAACUGACUUUAUUUUGAGUUCACAGGAACCUCCCGUCCCACCCUCUUUGCCACCAGAACCGGUGGUUGUCCCAUUACAAAGCUAACAUUACAAACACCAGCAUGACCAACCUUGCCUCAUAGCCGGACUCCGUUAUGUCCACUCAUCAGGCUGUGAGCGCACCCAGCAUGCAUGAGACCGCAUUAGGUGGACCAGCUAUAACACGGUGAGAUGGAGCUGAGGAGAAAGGCUGAAAUGAACAAAACAAGGACGAUAUCCAGCUUAUCCUUCUUCUGUCAUCACGAAACAAAUGAUCCUAUCAGUGUGUGAGGACACACAAAACCCCCGUUAGACAUUACAGUUUCAAGUCUCAUCUCAGGAUUGUUGGACAAAAAACCGGAACAAACUGGACUGGACCAAUUACUGUUUGUCAGAAUGUUGUUUGGACAACCGUUGUUGCUUUUAGUACGUUUCCUCAAAUAGUGGCCUCUCUUCUGCUGAGACCGUCACUACCUAGUAAUAAUUAUGCACGCUAAUCCCCUGCUAGUAAUAAUAAUUAGAAUUACAAUAGCGAAAAACGGAGUAAUUAAUGCCCCCCAUGAAUUUUUUCAUUAUUUUUUUAGAAUUGCCUAUAUUAAUAGUUUAAAACUAAAUAUACAGUUAACCCCACAUAUUUGUCGUUUGACAGCGAAUUUGUCUAUUCACAAAUUUGGGGGUGAGGGACCUAACCUGUUUGUUGAAAAACUCCUAUUCCUUUGUUUUUGUUCUCAGGCCAAGGCAAUAACAGUAUUGUUUUGGCACUAUCUGGUGGUAUCUUGGUGCUGAAGUGAAUUGAGGAGCUUCAUUUAGAAGUAGUCUUUUGCCACCCUCAUGUGGCAUCUACAGGCAAUUACAGUACAAUAUAAAUCUUUUUUAGGGGGGCGUCAAUUACUCGCAGAUUUUCGCUAUUCGCAGCAGAGCUUGGUCCGUACCCCACGUGAAUACUGUAAGAAAAUAUGUAGCUAAAUCAUAAAAAGACAGAGACUGCUCAUGUGAGGCAGAUACAUGUUCCAUCCAUUGUAACCCAACAUAACAAUUCACUGUCAAGCGAUUAGCCAACAUCAGUGUGUCUAGCUUCACUUUUUCAAAGGCCUCCUCUCAAACAGACGCCUCAUUCAAAUAAAUGACCCAGGCCACUGUUUGAGGAAAUAGUUUUCAGUUGCAGUAUCCCCUUUUUCUUCCAAUUUUUAGGCGCAUCGUCGCUCAUGUAACACUUUCUUGCAGGGUACUUUUUACUGAUAUAACCCGAAGUAUGUGUGUAAUGGCACUACUGUACUGUAUGUCCAAAAAGAGCAAACCAUUCCACCUGUGUUUGUGAAUUAACAAAAGCAAUUAAGAGUCUAGGUUUCUUGCUCAGGAUCGAGAGCGUCUAGCUGGCUAGACACACUGACUAGUGGAUAGCGAAGCUUGUAUUGUAAUUGUAUUUAUUUAUUUAUUUUGUUUUUUUCUUUUUCUUUUUUCUUUUUCUUUUUUUUUUUUCUUUUGCUGCUCAGGUUUGACGUUGCCGGUUGAGAACAAGAGCUAGGUGGCGACAAAUACAUUGAUUUAUUUAAGUGGCUCUGCUGCUUUUUUUUUUUUUUUUUUUUUUUUUUUUU
This is a messenger RNA of Phyllopteryx taeniolatus (common seadragon), 6649 nucleotides long. It is a transcript of the gene map3k13, whose product is annotated as mitogen-activated protein kinase kinase kinase 13. The coding region runs from base 384 to 3413 and encodes 1009 amino acids. The transcript is spliced from 17 exons. Gene Ontology annotation, biological process: protein autophosphorylation; JNK cascade. NCBI's taxonomy places the organism in Eukaryota, Metazoa, Chordata, Actinopteri, Syngnathiformes, Syngnathidae. Gene Ontology annotation, molecular function: JUN kinase kinase kinase activity; ATP binding. The record is from RefSeq and is a predicted model, not a curated record.